Molecule: messenger RNA, 1131 nt
Organism: Suillus fuscotomentosus
Lineage: Eukaryota; Fungi; Basidiomycota; Agaricomycetes; Boletales; Suillaceae
Exons: 1
Coding region: 164-1054 (296 amino acids)
Source: RefSeq, a predicted model, not a curated record
AGUCCAUCAGGAUUCAGUCCUCAUUGAUGGACUAUACUGUCUCCAAGGGGAUUUCCCUCUGUGGAAAAACCCGCGUCCUGGAUGCAAGGGCAGCAUUUGAUGUUGCAUCCAUGUACACGAACCAGGAUUCAGAAAUGGUUCAUUUUCUGCUAUUGAUCAAGGUAUGGUAUGCAAGGAUGCGAGUCACUUCUCCGGUGACAGUUUGCAUUGUCCUGUCUGUUCAGCGAAGCAGACAUCGUGCAACAUGUGCAAGGUCAUCUCCUGCUCCAAUGAUGACUGUGAAGUCUCUUCCGCUAUUCCUAUCGUACAGCGUUCGAAUCAUCACAACUCGAAAUUAUGUACCUCGCGUUUGGAGCGUCCAGGCUCUUUGCCGCAUCUGGGCAAGCGUCCCAUGUGCGCACGCUGGUUCUGUUCAACAGAACUUCAAUGGUGUAUCGGGCGUCCAAUUUAUAAUGACAGAACCGGACUUUCCCCACCAAAUAUUGAUGUAACCCGAUUACACUCGGCGCGUCCCUUGUCUUGCCGGACUACCGCUUGUAUGGAUAAGAGCCGCGAGAGCGGAAAGAAUGGGCGUCGCUGCCGGAAUGCUCGCUAUUGGUCUCGGGUAGGCACCGCAACGUGCCCUGAUUGUGUCACACAGGAUAGUUUCACCUGUCUCUGCGGUCGAUACUGGACUUGCGGUGGCUGCGAGUCACAGACUGCUUCCACUGGUGGGUUUAUCACAUGCCCCGGGUGCCACCGGCGUUUCUGUUCAUCGUCGUGCUCAUACAUCGGGACCUGCGAGCUUUGCAAUCAUGUGGAGCCCUGUUACGACUGCAUCAGGGACGGAAAGACCCUAGCGGAGGAGCACACCAUGUUUAUGUGCCAGGGCUGCAAAGGUCUCCUGUGCGAGACAUGCUCUGAUCUUGACGAGAAAACAUGCUGCAGAUGUGAUCAGAGCAUUUGUAAGCUUGGUGCACACGAAGAAGACGACAGCGAUUAUCCUAAUAUAGUCUGUGACCAGUGCAGAGCUUCGAGUGAUGAUGAAGAUAUGGCUUACGGCUAUUACUUUUAAUGCGGCGCAUCGUUCACGAACUAUCUUGUAUUAUAAUCUGUGUCUAAUGUUACUGUAAAUCUCGCUAGCACCUCAUA